Diaporthe batatas is the source of this 2202-nucleotide messenger RNA. RefSeq lists its product as uncharacterized. The transcript has 2 exons. Bases 1 to 2202 code for a protein of 733 amino acids. The record is from RefSeq and is a predicted model, not a curated record. NCBI's taxonomy places the organism in Eukaryota, Fungi, Ascomycota, Sordariomycetes, Diaporthales, Diaporthaceae.
AUGUCUUUCAAUCCGGGGUUCAACUACGAGCCGCUCCUAAACUCAAGCUCAAUUCGAGUGCUUCUCAUUAACCCAGGGACAGCGCAUGAUGAGAUACACUGCCAAUUCUUGCCCUGCGAUCUCAACGCCGACCAUGACAUAUUCCCCGAGUCUCCGAGACCACUCAAGGUGAAAAGCGUGGGGCAGAACACAGAGACGGGCCAAAACUUCUUCAUUUCCUGCGACAUCAUGCUCGACGAUGCACCAGGCUCGCAGGGACAACGCUUACACCCCUUUCAGCGCUACAAAGCCUUGUCCUACGUAUGGGGCGACGCGUCCGACCUGCAGACCAUCAAACUUGAGGGUAAGAACUUCCUCGUCACGAGAAACUUGAUGGCGGCCUUGAGGACAAUACGCCGCCCUCGAAAGGCCGUCAGAUUCUGGAUCGACGCAAUCUGCAUAAACCAGGCCGACCUGGAGGAGAAGAGGACGCAGAUCCCCCUGAUGGGUCGAAUAUACCGCCAGGCCAAGUGCGUCUGGGGCCAGGUGCUGCCGUCAUUCGAAGAGACCGAGAGCCUCGGGGAACUGAUGCUUGCCAUCGGGGCGGCCGGCAUGGCCCUGGAGAAGGACCAUGGGGCCCCGGGCCGCGACCAGCAGGUGUUGAGUGCGGAGGCCACUGCAGGUGGCCCGUCCAACCCAGGCGUACCAGAGGAGGGUACGGGUUCUCUCAUAUUCUCCAAACACGCCCUCGAGGAAUACAACCUGCCCCCCGAGGCCAGCCCCCUGUGGCAGAGCUGGAGGGGGCUCUUCGGCUCCCCGUACUUCCGAAGGAUCUGGAUCCAGCAGGAGGUUGUCCUGGCCAAGAAGUUCAAAUGGUUCCUGGGGAACGCAUUUUUAGACCACCAUGUGCUCUCCACCUGCAUGGAGGUCAUGCGGAGGUACAGCCGCGAGUUUCGGGCCGCGUAUCUUCACCCACAGGGCACCGCCAUCAUGUCUUUGCGGCCAACCGUGGCGACAGAGGACAGUUCAGCAUACGUCCAGGCGUUGGCGGAGAUGGACUACGACGCGGGAAAUGCCAUUGCGUCCGGUUUCCUCGCAGCCGACAGGAUGCUUCAGGAGCGGAAAGCGGCCGAGGGCUCCAAGACGGACAGGCGUCUUAUAGACCUGCUGGCUGACUACCGAGACUUGUGCGCCAAUUGUCCCCGGGAUAUGGUCUUUGGACUGCUGGGUCUCGCAAAGGAUGCGGAGCGGUUCUAUGAUCUGGUAGACUAUUCAACGCCGCUCGAAAUUUUAUUCACCUGUCUGGCCCGCAGACUCAUAAGUCUUGGGCACGGUGUGGAGGUGCUUUUGCAGGCCUCGAACACCGCGCACACGAACGGCCUGCCAAGUUGGGUUCCGAACUGGACAUCGUCGGCCGUGACGCCGCGGGUGACUGCUCACGAGUACAGUCCCAUAAACAAGAAAGACUUUUGUGCAGGUGGCCAAGAUACCGAGAGCGUCAUGGAGGUCAUCCAAGAUGCCGAACGCCGCCCGCAGCAACCGGUGCUGCGAGUCCGCGGGCGCAUCAUAGACACGAUCAAGGACUGCAGCCUGGCAGCCCAGGCCGAAGAGCUGAUGCCCUGGUUACGUGAGACCUACCCCUCCACACGGCACCUCGCGCUGAGAGACGGAUCGCUCUCUGUCCAGUCUUCCUUUGCGUUCCAAGGGCUACGGUUCGCUAUCCAGCGCCUCCCCAGGGGACAGGAUCCAGGCCAGGGGGCUAGGUGGUUCUUGGAGGCGUGCUGUCAGGCGAGGCGUGACUUUUGGCAAGACCAGUCGUUGCACUCGCUUAGGCUGGGUUUCCUCCAGUUUGUGUCCAUGUACCUGGACGAUGACUUCUUCCUGGAGAAGGUGCGUGGGAGCUUCACCCCGCUGGACGAGAUGAUGCCCGUCAAGGACUUCAUGAAUGAUGUGUUGGUGCCGCUUGGUCGACAGCGGCGGUUCUGCACAACGGAACGCGGACUAUUUGGCCUGGUUCCGUUCGAGUGCAAGCCCGGGGACAAGAUCUUCGCUCUGCUAGGUGGUGCUGUUCCGUUGGUACUCAGACCAGUGGCGCCAGGCCCAGCAGCAGCGGACAAGGGUGGGAGGUAUCAGCUGAUCGGGGAUGCUUAUAUACAAGGGGUUAUGUAUGGAGAGGGGCCAUUUUUCGACGAAGUCCACGAGUCAGAUGUUCUUCUGGUAUAG